Scomber scombrus (Atlantic mackerel) is the source of this 5154-nucleotide messenger RNA. Its product is annotated as partitioning defective 3 homolog. The coding region runs from base 190 to 4347 and encodes 1385 amino acids. Gene Ontology annotation, cellular component: adherens junction; apical junction complex; apical plasma membrane. The record is from RefSeq and is a predicted model, not a curated record. Gene Ontology annotation, biological process: establishment of centrosome localization; intracellular protein localization; establishment of cell polarity. The transcript has 24 exons. Lineage: Eukaryota; Metazoa; Chordata; Actinopteri; Scombriformes; Scombridae. Gene Ontology annotation, molecular function: phosphatidylinositol binding; protein binding.
CCUGCCGCUGGAUCCAAUGCUGGGCUUCUGUCUUCUCCUCCUAGGACGCAGGACACAAAGACAACUUCACUCCGAUUUCUACGCAGCAGCUGGGGAUUUAUUUUCGUUUUUCACCUUCGCUCGCCGGGGAUGGUUAUUGUCGCUUUGACGCGGCUUUUUCCUCUUUGGAAUUAACGCAGCGGAGGAGAAAUGAAAGUGACGGUGUGUUUCGGGAGGACCCGGGUGGUCGUUCCGUGUGGAGAUGGGAAUAUAAAAGUCCACAGUCUUGUGGAGAAAGCUGCCAUGAGGUAUAAGAAGGCGAUCGCAAAGGACUCCAGCUACUGGGUUCAGGUGCACAGGUUGGAACAUGGAGAUGGAGGCAUCCUGGACCAGGAUGAUGUGUUGUGUGACGUAGCGGACGACAAAGAUAGGCUGGUAGCAGUAUAUGAAGAGCAGGAUCCUCACAACGGAGGUGACGGUACGAGUGCCAGCUCCACAGGAACACAGAGCCCCGAACCCUUCGCCAGUGAGCUGAGUUCAGCGUCAGCCUUCCAGCCCUACCAGCCCAACAGUGAGAUCGAGGUCACCCCAUCCUCCCUGCUAUCAACAGACAUGCCUCUCCACGUCCGUCGCAGCAGCGAUCCCUCCCUGGCUGCCCUUGCUUUGGGCGAAGUCCCGGUUGGUCCAGAAGAACCGUCCAGAAAGAACCCAACUCGCUGGUCCACAACUGCUGGCUUCCAAAAGUAUAACAACAAACCAAACACAAGCACCGGCGUUGGCACUGGCACUAGCAGUCUAGAAAGAAAGGGUAGAGGAGGCCAUGCCUACCGGAGUCUUCCUCGAGAUACGAGUGGCUGGACCACUCAGUUCCAGAGAGAGAUGACGCGAUCCUCGCUGAGCGCCAACCAUCCCAUGGUGGACCGCUGGCUCGACAGACAAGAGCAGGAGGAAGAGGAAGAAGAGCGAAGGAAACAAGAACGGAGAAUUGAGCGGAUAGAGCCAGUAGGGAGGGCCGACUCCUCGUUGGAACAUUCACCUUUUUUAUGUCUAGAAGGCAUGCUCAAGCCGGUCGAGGUGUCCAACGGAGGAGGGCCCCUGGGGAUCCACGUAGUGCCUUUCAGUUCGCAGGAUGUCAGGACUCAGGGCUUGCUAGUCAAGCGCCUGGAGCACGGAGGCAAAGCAGAACAGGAGCGUCUCUUCCAGGAGAACGACUGUAUUGUUAAGAUAAAUCAGGGAGACAUACGCAACCUACGUUUUGAACAAGCCCAGAACAUUUUCAGGCAGGCGAUGCGUUCCCCACUCAUCCUCUUCCAUGUGGUCCCCGCCGCCAUGAAGAGGCAAUACGAGCUGCUGUCAGUCCAGAGCGAGCUCAGCCCGCCACAGCCCCAUAGGGUCCGCUUCAGCCAAGACUCUGAGCAGUCAGGGGACCGAUCCAGUCUUGUGGGGGGGCUGGCAUCCAGGUCUGGACCCCUACCAGGCCUCAACCACAACCAUCAGCCCCCUCUGGCAGGAAGCACCCCAGAACUGAGUCGACGGUACGCCACCUUACCUCACAACUUGGUCUCCAGGACCUCCUCGGCCCCCUCUCCCUCCCUGCAGCGCAGGGUGAGCGCAAAUAACUCCACCAGCUCCUACCGAAAGAAAAAAGGCCGCAAAUUCAGCAUGCAGCUGAAGAAAGGUCCAGAGGGUCUUGGGUUCAGCAUCACUUCCAGAGACGUCCCUGUUGGCGGCAGUGCUCCUAUUUACGUCAAAAACAUCCUCCCUCGAGGGGCCGCUAUCCAAGAUGGCCGAUUGAAAGCUGGAGACCGGCUUCUGGAGGUCAGUGGAGUGGAUCUGAAUGGUAAAACCCAGGAGGAGGUGGUAGCUCUGCUCCGAGCCACACCUAUGGGUGGGACUGUGAACCUGUCAGUGAUUCGCCAAGAGGACUGCCUGCUGCCCCGAGAAGUGCAACAAGAAGAAGAUGACAUGGUGUUAACCCCUGAUGGUACCAGAGAGUUCAUGACCUUUGAGAUCCCGCUGAAUGAGUCAGGCUCUGCUGGCCUGGGGGUCAGCGUCAAGGGUAAUAGGGACAAGGAGAGCCACGCAGACUUGGGCAUCUUUGUCAAAUCCAUCAUCAACGGAGGUGCUGCUAGCAAGGACGGACGUCUGCAUGUUAAUGACCAACUCAUCGCUAUCAACGGGGAGUCGUUGCUAGGGAAGACCAACCAGGAAUCCAUGGAAACGCUGCGCAAAUCCAUGUCGGUAGAGGGCAACAAGCGAGGGAUGAUCCAGCUCAUCGUGGCCCGACGGGUGACCAAACACGAUGAGGAAGCUCCUGGAAGCCCUCCGGUGUUGGAACACCCUGUCAGCUCUCUACUGGACAACCACGAGCGCCGGAUCUCCCAUUCUCUAUACGAAACCAUCGAGGGCUUCGACAACUCCACGCCACGGACUAACGUGAUCGGACGCAUCGGUAACUACCAGCUCUCUCCUACUGUGAACAUGCCUCAGGACGACAUAGUGAUGAUCGAGGACGACAGACCGCCCCUGCUUCCGGCCCACCUUUCCGACCAAUCGUCCUCCAGUUCCCACGAUGACAUGGGCUUUGUCGGAGAAAACCCCGUGACCUGGAUCCAUGAUCUUCCCGGUCAGAAUGAAUGCUCACUCAGUGCAGACGUUGACGCCGACGGCAGCUUCCAGAGGGAGGGCUUCGGCCGCCAGAGUAUGUCAGAAAAGCGCACCAAGCAGUAUGAGAGUCCCGCUCACCUGGAUAUCGUCAAGACACGCAAGUCUAAGAGCAUGGAUCUAGAGCAAGAGGUCGGACCCUCGCUGGGUCUGAAAAAGUCCAGUUCCCUCGAAAGCCUCCAGACGGCCGUCGCCGAGGUGACGCUGAACGGUGAGGUCAACGUCCACAGGACGCGCUCUCGGAUCGUCAGGGGCCGCGGCUGCAAUGAGAGUUUCCGAGCUGCGAUCGACAAGUCGUACGAGAAACCUGGUGUCACCGCAGCGGAGGAGGAGAACAGCAUGGAGACAGUGGACGAGGACACAGAGGGAAGUUCCCGAUCAGGUCGCGAGUCCAUGUCUACCAGCGGCGACCUCAUCGUGGGCCCCGGGCUGAACGGCAGCCUCUCCAAAGACGACAGAGGGAGCGAGCGGGAUAAGAGCGGCGGGAAGGAAAAGAAGAAACCUGAAAGGGACAAAGAGAAAGACAAGGACAAGAACAAAGCCAAGAAAGGCGUGCUGAAGGGCCUGGGCGAAAUGUUCAGGUUUGGAAAGCACCGGAGGGAUGAGCGGCCAGGAGACAGGAUGGAGAGGAAGGCUUCCAGUAAAUCUAAAGCUGAGGACAUGCAGGCGUCAGAGGAGGAGACCCAGCGGAUGAGGCUGGAACAAGAGAGAAUACAGGCCAAGAUGCGGGAGCUCAGGGAGAGGCAGGCAAAGGAGAGGGAAUAUGCUGAGAUCCAAGACGUCGUCAGCCGCACCUUCAGCUCAGAUGAAGAGCACACCUACGCUGGGAUUGGAUCAUUAGACUCAUCGUUGGACAGCAAUAGCAUGGAUCCAUACGGCAGUCACCACCACUACCACCUCCCUCAGACUCCCCAGAGCCCUCCACUUUCCCUGAGUCUUCAAGACAACGGUCCGCCCCUAGAGGCUCUGUAUGCCCAGGUCAACAAGCCGCGCAACGGACGCCCUGCAGCUCCAGACAGCAGUCAGAUGGCUCCCAGUAACCACGACCGGAUACAGAGGCUGAGGCACGAGUUCCAGCAGGCCAGGCAGGAGGACGACGUUGAUGAUCAUCAGCACACCUACAGUUUAGAGCAGUCCUGGGCCAACAACGGGACGGAGACAGCGAGCGGACGCCAUUCGGUAACGGUGGAGGCUCAGGUCCAGAAACAGCAGCAAGACGACAGAGACGGUUUCCAACAAGCACAGAGACAGUACAGCUCCCUUCCACGGCAACCUCGCAAGAACCCCAGCACGGCUUCAGAAGACUCAUGGGACAAGGUGUAUCUGCCAGGAGAGAGCUUCCAGGCUCCUAAGGAAAACCCUCGCCAUUCCGGAAGCCAAGGAUCAAGAAACGGCUACUUGGGAACGUCCAGCUUUAACGCCCGUGUCCUCUUAGAGACUCAGGAGCUGCUCAGGCAGGAGCAGAGGCGCAGAGAGCAGGAGGCCAACAAGGGAAGACCGCUCCCUACAAUCGAAACCCCAAGCAGCAGCAGCAGCACCUCCAACGCCACUUACGACCACACUCAGGCUCCGAGCUCCGCCCCUGUUCAGCCCCCACCUCAAACCAAGGGCCCCUACAGACAGGACGUACCCCCGUCUCCUUCCCAGCUUGCCAAGCUGAGCCGGCUUCACGGUUCAGAGAAAGGGAGGCUGUUUUACUCCUGAGAGAGUGACGAGGAGCUGGAGAGAGGAUUUCUGUUGGAGAUUAACAGGGAAAUACAUAAAGAAAGUCUGUUUUUUUAAGAAAAUGCUGAGAUACAAAGAUUUUUAUGGGAUUUGUUGAUAUAAAAUGUUAAUAUUUAAAAAGAAAAAAAGAUUUUUAACGAUAUGAAUCAUGAUCCUUUUUUUUUUUACCCUUAUCAAAAAAAGGAAAGGUUUGAGAUGUUUAUUAUUUAGCAUCUAUGUGUAUAAGUGCCUUCUAUUCUAUUGAUUGUUCUCAUAUUAUAAGCAGCAACCCACCUUUUUUUUGUUUUUUCAAUCCUGAUGUGCAGCUCUGACCCCUCCGUCUGACACAUUCCACACAGCCGACAUCACAGCAGAAGGCCAAACAUUUUCAGGCUGCUGCUGCAUCAUCGACACAUCUGCCAGAGUCUGACCUAAACAUCAUGAGCCCGAGCACAAGACACGACCCACGCAUGUUUUUUUUGGGAGAAUUUUGCUAUUCGUUGGGACUUUGUCAAGCACUAUGUGUUCAUAUGAGUGUGUGUGUGUAUGUGUGAGAGCAUGCAGGAGAGUGUGGAGGUUAAGCAGCUUGUGUGAACUGUGGAGUCAGAGCUCGGGGGUUUUUGGGCCUGACCGCUCGCCCCCCCCCCCUUCCUUUCUUUCAGUUCAGAGAAGCAUCCCUUUCAGUUCCAGAUCCUCAGAGUGUGCAUCAUCCUUCCCAAACCCUCUCUUGUAUUCAAUAUGAUAAUCCUAAAUUCUCUCUUCCCCUCUGCUGGCUGCUUUAUCUGCAUUUUUUCCUCUCUCUCUCUC